UGGAAACAGCAAAUCAGAAGCUUGUCCGCGUUUUAAACCGACCAAUGAGAGAUUUAUCAUCUUUGUUUGCGGAAGUGGAGCUGCUUUCCUCCAGAUGAGUACCUGUUCACUGGAGCAUCCCAACGGGCAGGAGGCCGACUCUCUCCCCGCCAAGAGGCUCUGCAAGGGGGAGUGCGCGCAGGAUGGGUCGGUCGGAGGUGGAGGGGGGAAGGCAAGCACGGCCGUGGAGGUGUCUAUAGUCAUACCAGUGCAUAACGCCUCCUGCUGGCUGCAUGAGUGUCUGCAGGGGAUUGUGGACCAGGACUACACUGGCUCUAUGGAACUGUCUGUCUACGAUGAUGCCAGCACUGAUGGUUCCAGAGCGAUAGUGGAGGGAUGGAGGGAGAGGCUGGAAAGGAGAGGUGUUUCCAUGGUGAUCUCUGGCCAUGACUCCGCCCAACCCAGGGGAGUGGGUCAUGCCAAGAACCAGGCUGUGUCUCAGAGCUCAGGAAAGUACCUCUGCUUUCAGGACGCUGUGAGUCACAACACAACGUGUUUAUGUUAACCUGUCUCCUGUGUGUUUGUCUGUGAGAUC
Molecule: messenger RNA, 574 nt
Organism: Oncorhynchus gorbuscha (pink salmon)
Lineage: Eukaryota; Metazoa; Chordata; Actinopteri; Salmoniformes; Salmonidae
Product: UDP-GlcNAc:betaGal beta-1,3-N-acetylglucosaminyltransferase-like protein 1
Exons: 5
Coding region: 95-544 (149 amino acids)
Source: RefSeq, a predicted model, not a curated record